Messenger RNA from Oreochromis aureus, 7279 nucleotides. It is a transcript of the gene atp2a3, whose product is annotated as ATPase sarcoplasmic/endoplasmic reticulum Ca2+ transporting 3. Gene Ontology annotation, molecular function: P-type calcium transporter activity; ATP binding; ATP hydrolysis activity. Gene Ontology annotation, cellular component: membrane. Lineage: Eukaryota; Metazoa; Chordata; Actinopteri; Cichliformes; Cichlidae. The record is from RefSeq and is a predicted model, not a curated record. Gene Ontology annotation, biological process: calcium ion transmembrane transport; intracellular calcium ion homeostasis. The transcript is spliced from 22 exons. The coding region runs from base 260 to 3235 and encodes 991 amino acids.
UCCGCGUCGGCACAGACACAGCACACCUUCAGAUGGAGAUGAAGUAGCAGCGGUAGUCGAGCGACACAGAGAGAGCAGCGUCUGAACCGCGGAUCCGGAGGUUUUCUUCACUCGGGGGGGGACAGGUGACCGACCGCUCCAGCGUCCUUCGGUGGAAAUUACUGCUGGUACACCUUCCGGGCACGCGCACCCUCCGAUUCCCACAAUAGAUGUUACUGAACUACAUUUCGAUCUGAUCAUCUAAGCCCGGCACACCAACAUGGAAAAUGCGCACACUAAAUCGGCGACUGAAGUUUUAGACAACUUCGGUGUGAACGAAAACACUGGGCUGACUCUCGAACAGGUCAAAGUCAACCUGGAGAAAUAUGGACCGAACGAGCUCCCAGCUGAAGAAGGCAAGUCCCUGUGGGAGUUGGUGGUGGAGCAGUUUGAAGACCUCUUGGUGAGGAUCCUGCUGCUGGCUGCCUGCGUCUCCUUUGUGUUGGCUCUGUUUGAAGAAGGAGAGGAGACAACCACCGCCUUCGUAGAGCCGAUUGUUAUUCUUCUUAUCCUCAUCGCCAAUGCUGUUAUUGGGGUCUGGCAGGAACGGAAUGCCGAGAAUGCCAUUGAGGCUCUGAAGGAGUACGAACCUGAGAUGGGAAAGGUGUAUCGCAUGAACCGCAAGGCGGUCCAGAGGAUCAAGGCCAGAGACAUCGUCCCAGGAGAUAUAGUGGAGGUUGCAGUUGGUGACAAGGUGCCUGCUGACAUCAGAGUGACCUCGAUAAAGUCCACCACCCUGCGCGUGGACCAGUCCAUUCUCACAGGAGAGUCUGUCUCUGUCAUCAAACACACCGACCCUGUUCCUGAUCCUCGAGCCGUCAACCAGGACAAAAAGAACAUGUUGUUUUCUGGCACAAACAUUGCUGCCGGUCGUGCCAUAGGUGUCGUCGUUGCUACGGGUGUCUCGACAGAGAUCGGGAAGAUCCGUAAUCAGAUGGCGUCGACGGAGCAAGAGAAGACACCGCUGCAGCAGAAGCUGGACGAGUUUGGCCAGCAGCUCUCAAAGGUCAUCUCCCUGAUCUGCGUGGCUGUGUGGGUCAUCAACAUCGGCCACUUUGGAGACCCGGUCCACGGGGGCUCCUGGGUUCGAGGGGCCAUCUAUUACUUUAAAAUUGCCGUGGCCCUGGCAGUGGCCGCCAUCCCCGAGGGCCUGCCGGCCGUCAUCACCACCUGCCUGGCCCUCGGCACGCGUCGCAUGGCCAAGAAGAACGCCAUCGUCCGGAGCCUGCCGUCUGUGGAGACCCUGGGCUGUACCUCCGUUAUCUGCUCUGACAAGACGGGAACCCUCACCACCAACCAGAUGUCUGUGUGCAGAAUGUUCAUCCUAGACAAGGUGGAGGACUCCAGCUGCACCCUGCACGAGUUCUCUAUAACUGGUUCUACGUAUGCCCCUGAGGGACAAAUACUCAAAGACAACAAGCCUGUCCAGUGUGGAGACUAUGAUGGACUUAUGGAGUUGGCCACUGUGUGCUCGAUGUGCAAUGAUUCUUCACUGGACUAUAACGAGGCCAAAGGGGUUUAUGAGAAGGUGGGUGAGGCCACAGAAACAGCUCUCACCACCUUGGUCGAGAAGAUGAAUGUCUUCAAGACGGAUCUGUCUGGACUCACCAAGGUGGAGCGUGCCGGUGCCUGCAACUCAGUUAUCAAACAGUUGAUGAAGAAGGAGUUCACCCUGGAGUUCUCUCGUGACCGCAAGUCCAUGUCUGUCUACUGCACCCCUGUCAAGCCCGGGUCCCAGAGCAAGAUGUUCAUCAAGGGUGCGCCCGAGAGCGUGAUCGAGCGGUGCGAGUAUGUACGGGUGGGAAACAGAAAGGUGACGCUGACACCAGCCGUGCGCGACCAGCUCAUGUCUAAGAUCAGAGAAUGGGGGACGGGCAAGGACACCCUGCGCUGCCUGGCGCUGGCUACGCACGAUACUCCACCACGCAAGGAAAACAUGGAGCUGGAAAAUUCCAGCAAGUUUGUAGAAUAUGAGCUGGGGCUCACAUUUGUUGGCUGUGUGGGCAUGCUCGACCCACCCAGGAAGGAAGUGAUCGGUUCAGUGAAACUGUGCAACGAGGCAGGUAUCCGUGUUAUCAUGAUCACAGGGGACAACAAGGGCACGGCCGUGGCCAUCUGCAGACGGAUCGGCAUCUUUGGAGAGGACGAGGACGUGACGGGAAAGGCCUAUACAGGCCGCGAGUUUGACGAUCUACCGCAGGAGGCGCAGAGAGAAGCCGUCAAACGGGCACGGUGCUUUGCCCGCGUUGAGCCGGCUCACAAGUCCAAGAUCGUCGGAUACCUGCAGUCGUUUGACGAGAUUACAGCCAUGACAGGUGAUGGUGUGAACGAUGCCCCGGCCUUGAAGAAGGCAGAGAUCGGCAUCGCCAUGGGAUCCGGUACAGCUGUGGCAAAGUCAGCAUCUGAGAUGGUGCUGUCUGACGACAACUUCUCCACCAUCGUGGCUGCUGUGGAGGAGGGCAGAGCCAUCUACAACAACAUGAAGCAGUUCAUCAGAUACCUCAUCUCCUCAAACGUGGGAGAAGUCGUGUGCAUCUUCCUGACAGCCAUCCUGGGUCUGCCCGAGGCUUUGAUUCCAGUCCAGCUGCUGUGGGUUAACCUGGUGACCGAUGGCCUGCCUGCCACCGCCCUGGGCUUCAACCCCCCAGAUUUGGACAUCAUGGAUAAACCACCCCGCAACCCUAAGGAGCCACUCAUCUCUGGCUGGCUCUUCUUUAGAUACCUGGCCAUUGGAGGAUAUGUGGGUCUGGGAACAGUGAGUGCAGCCACAUGGUGGUACCUGUUUGAUGAGGAGGGCCCACAAGUGUCUUUCUAUCAGCUGCGACAUUUCAUGCAGUGCACUGAGGACAACCCCAUGUUCAAAGAAAUAGACUGCGAGGUGUUUGAAUCUCGCUACCCCACAACCAUGGCGCUGUCUGUGCUGGUCACCAUCGAAAUGUUCAACGCGCUCAACAGUUUGUCUGAGAACCAGUCCCUGCUCAGGAUGCCUCCCUGGGUCAAUAUUUGGUUGCUGGGAGCGAUCAUCCUCUCCCUCUCCCUCCACUUCUUAAUCCUCUACGUCGAGCCUCUGCCACUCAUCUUCCAGGUGACCCCUCUGCGUUGGUCCCAGUGGACUGUGGUCCUGAAGAUUUCCUUCCCAGUCAUCCUACUGGAUGAGGCUUUGAAAUAUUUAUCCAGGAACCAUCUGGAAGCCUAAACUCUUUUAGUCUCACCUUCUGUAAAAAGGUGAUGAGGAGAAGAAGUAUCGGAGGAGAUGGCAGCUGAACUAAGACCUCUCCCUCAACACACUCACACAGUUAGACACACAGCUACCCUCUUCCCAUUUUUGAGCUAGGAAACGUUUCUCUCCCCUGCCCUCGUUCCCCACUUCUGCAUGUCCAACAAACCACCACUAGAAAUGAGCGGGGCUUGCAUGAGAAUGAGUGUGUGAGAAAGCGAGAGCGCUUGUGCUCCUGCAUGCAUGGCUUUGUGUGAGUGUAUGAGCAGGUCAACGCUGCGUGUGUGUGUGUGUGUGUGUGUGUGUGUGUGUGUGGGAGGACACAGACGGAUGCAGACCUGUCUUUAUAGUUGCAAGAGCAAGAAACAACUGCAGAAAAGAAAAAUACAACUGCCCAGGGCUCUGCUUUUUAAAGGUUUCUGCUCAUUUUUUUGUUGUCUGUACAGUACAAACAUAGUGGUGGACUUCUGGGGGGAGGGAAGGAGAGGGGAGAACGGGGGAACAGACAUUGAUAAUACUGGGUGGGGUGGGGGUGGGACUUGGGGUUUUAAAAUCAACACAGAGACCAAAAGAGAGACUGAGAGGAGAAGAAUCUGAUGGACACACUGACAAAAAAGCAAAAGCAUCAAGGAAAGGAUGUGGAAGGUGAAAACAGCCUGGAGGCGCUGUGAGGAGAGAGCCACGGUACCCACGCGUGUCCACAGAAGCAUUAUUAUCAGGAGGUGCUGCCCAGGCUUCUGCCAUCACACUACUGGCAGUGAAUUCCAGCCAGCUCUGGCCUUAUCAGCACAACACGAUUGUAUCUCUGGCCAGUUUGUCACAGCGCUGCUCCUUCAUCACCCUUCUGUCUUUUACGCUCGACUCCUCUCCUUCGGCCUGUCUCUGCUCUCUCUCCGUCUCUUUCUCGCUCUCUGUGUGAGGAGGCAGCUGUGGGCCCGGGGUCGUGACUCUGUCGGGCUCUUCGGUCGGGUUGGGGUGCGGAGGUGUCGCUCCGCCUAAAGGUGUGAAUAGCUUUACGCUGCUUGGCUGCUUCCUUUGGCUCUAAAUUCGAGGGGCUGAGGUCGGCUCACACACUGGGCAAAGAAACGAAAUUUUAAAAAGUCAAACAGCAACCAAACCAGCAUAUCAGUAGAGUAGUUGUGAUCCAGCCCACUUAGCUGGCCCUCUUUAGCUUCACUAUAAUGUCCUUCUGCUUCUUUGCUGCCACUGGAAAAUCUCUGCGAGUCAUUUCAUGUAAAGGUUAAAGGUGGACGGGAAACUGAUGCUUCACGGUUCCUGCAUCAUGCGGCUUGUCUUCACUCAGCUGUGUCACACCCUGAACCAGCGCUGAGGUGUGUGUGCAUUAUAGCCUUACUUGAAUAAAGUUGUCUAAUUUGAUGUGAUAGGCUUUUUUUUUUAGUCUCAAUCGCACAAAUGAUGUAGUUUAAAGUAAGUUAGAGAAGUAAGUGGCUCGUCUCAGCGUCACGUGGACAUUAACAGUGUAUAUAUUAAGCACAUUGAACAUCCAUGCCUUACACGGCCCACUGCACCUCCACAUUAAACGUGUGGUCCAGAUGAAUGUGUUUCUGCCGACCUUUAAUGAGCUUUUUACCCAUCACUACCACUUUACACUCGCGUGCCCGGACCGUGAUUCUCAUACUGAUCACGUGAAGUCUUAAAGACUCUGAAUGUGGCUUUUUUUGUUUUUCUUGUUCUGCUUUGUGCGCUGCUCCCUCAGCUCCUCCUGCUUUCUCAGUGCUAUAGCAUUUCAUUUGGGUAUUUUAUAAUUAUUAAUAAUAAUAAUGUAUUUGACUGAAUGAACCCGCAGGGUUUGGAUUGUCUUUUAAGUCUUAAUUCUGGGUUUUGUGUGGGGCCCUGGUGCUCUGUGGACUGGGUCAGCUGUGUUUUUGGACUCUUAUUGCUUCCACAUGCUGCAGAGAAGAGAGUGUACACGUUUUUAAAAAAAAUCUUUGAAUAGGUGGAAUAAAAAUGGGAAUCUGCACACUGUGUCCCUCAUACUUUAAUUUAUUAAAGCAAUGAUAUGUUGUGGCUGUUGUGUGUUUAAAGGUAGAGCUGCAGUGAUUGUUUAAAAACACUGAAGCACUACAGCCAUUAAAAAACAAACAGCUUAAAGUUUAGCUGAGCUCCCCUUCAAGGCCAUCUUCUUGUGUACCUCAGUGCGACAGCCGGUUUCAUGUUUCUCCCUGGAGGUGCUCUUCUGACCACUUGUAUGUGGUCAUAUACAUGUGGUGAUGAGAGGUAAUGGUGAUCAUCUGAAAGAGGACAGUAAACAACCUGAGCUGAGGCUCGUGCCGCCGUUCACCUUAGAAAACUUUUGGCCAUCCGAAGUAUGAAAUUUUCAGCGUGCACACUUUGGGGGAGCUGUCCAAAAACAGCAGCUGGGUAGAAGUCAGUCGAGGUAAACUUCAUCCUGGAGCAAGAGGCUCUACAACAGAGCGAUCUUCUUUUCUUUUUUGUGUUCGCACCAAACGAUUACUAUAUUCAUAUUAAAAAUGGCUUUUACUUGCAGCACGGGACUUAAGGAAGGGUCCAAUGAUAGAUUUUUUUUUUGGGGGGAUGAAUUGAACUGGGAAUUAUCAACACAGUGUGCAGAUCUUUUUUUUCCCCCCUUUCUCGUUUUCAGACAGCAUUUCAAACCCAGUACUUAUUUUCAGUGUGAUGCAGAAAAUGUACCCUUCAACACAAUCGCAUCCAGUCUGCAGCUGUUUACUGUAGUGUAUGCAGCUGUACUACACACUCGUUUUGUUGCUUGGUGAUGGGGUUGUUUUUUUUCUCGCUCCAGGGAAUAGCUCGCCAAAGUAUAGAUGUUUCCAGUUUCGCAUGCUCUCUGGGGUCAUUCUUGGAAUGCACAGUAGGAAAUCGACUUAAGUAGACGAGGCAAAUUUUAAAAAAAUUACACUAUAAAGUUUGUUAAAACACCUCACCAGUUUUAAUAUCUAUCUACAUAUAUAUUAAAAAAUAGGUUUUAAGUGCGGACUAGUCCUUUAACUAUAGACCACAAGCUGGAUUUUGACUAUACUUGACAUAAAGCAGCCUUUAUGUUAAGGUUGAGCUUUUCAUGAUUUUUCCGUCACCACCGUGAGAAUGUGGCACCUCUUUCCAGACCAGCAGAUUCCACAUCCCUGUCCCAGAUCUCCAAGGCUCUGUAACAUGCUGGCACUAUAGGUCUGCAUAGCCUUGUUAUUUACUACUGAAUCCUCAACUCUGUACAGACGCUGAGAAAACGAUCGCAUGGAACCUUGUUACUGUAAUAAUAACCUAUACAGUAUAUAAUAUUUAAUUCUUUUUGAUAACUUGCAUCAAUGAAAACCUACUUACAACAAGAGACGGACUUACAAGACUUCAUGUUUUUCUUUUUCUUUGGAGCACAUGGUAUCUAAGGACCUCCUUUGUUUUUUGUCUGUUUUUGUUUUUUAAUUAUUAUUUGUUUUGUUUUCUUGUAGAAUAGAAAGAUUGUUUCUUCAUGUUUUCAUUUGGUUUUUACACUUGUGGGGUUUUGUGUCUUUUACUGUAGGGAGAAGAAUAUGAUGAUAUCGUGUUUAGGAUAGACGAGAUUAACGCUUACGCUAAUAAGUGGCAAUGACAUGGAACAUUUCAGUGAUAGCUAGCUGGUGUGAGGAUACUCAAGAAAUUGUGAACGAACAGUGUCUGGUUUACACUGAGCGAUAAGCAGUGAUGAAUCCUGGGAUAUGAAGUUUCAUGAGUGUACAUUGAAGGGCUUGGUGGUGAUGCAGGCUCUAGAGACCCCUUUCAGAUCUGACAUUCGGGACGUUGCACAGCUCUUCCAGCAUGGUACUCGGAGUCCUCCGCAGUCUAUAAAAGGCUAACCUCCUUUACUAACAGUGAAGGAGCGAUCAGGUUGAGAUGGAUAACAGCUGACUAGUGAACCCGCCUCUAGAGCCUGACCUCCACCUCUGAGAAAUUAAAAGGAUUCUCUGUGUUGCCUUGUUAAUAUUAAUUGUGGACACAUAAUUUUAUAAAUGACAAAGACGUGGAAAUAAAGAUUAUUUAUCUUGUUAUUUA